GUCAAUUUUCCAUAAAAUAUGCCAACACAUACAUCCUAUAAAAACCCUCCUUACACUAUAGCAAAGAGAUUAAGAUUCCUAAAUUCAAUUGCUAUAAUUUAACUCCAUCUACUUCUAUGUCCUCCAUUUCCACAUUCAAAUCUUCCCUCCUCAACACCGCCUUCAGACACAUUUGAGCUCGAAUUACUGGAUCGAAACUGCUGGAAUAGGAACUGAUAUACAAGGAUAAAUGAUGGUGAGAUCACCGUGCUGCGAUGAAAGUGGUCUAAAGAAGGGUCCAUGGACACCAGAGGAAGAUAAGAAGCUAGUGGAUUACAUUGACAGACACGGCCAUGGAAGUUGGCGAGCUCUCCCUAAACUGGCAGGCUUGAACCGCUGUGGUAAGAGCUGCAGGCUUCGCUGGACUAAUUACCUUCGCCCUGAUAUCAAACGCGGAAAAUUCACUGAUGAGGAGGAGCAAACAAUCAUCAACCUUCACUCUGUGCUUGGCAACAAAUGGUCAGCAAUAGCAAGCCACCUUCCUGGGAGGACAGACAACGAAAUAAAAAACUUCUGGAACACCCACCUGAAAAAGAAGCUUCUGCAGAUGGGUAUCGAUCCUGUGACUCACAGGCCGAGGACAGACCUGAAUCUGCUAGCUAACCUCCCUCAGUUGCUCAUGGCUGCCAACCUCAGCAACAGUCUCAUGAUGAACAACAGUACAGGCAAUGGAGUUCCUAAUUUGGAAGAUACUCUUAGGUUGAUAGACUCUGAUGCCACCCAACUCGCCAAAUUCCACAUACUAAACAAUAUGCUGCAGGUGUUAAGCCCAAGCAGCAGCAAUCCACCUGCUGUAUCUUCUCAGAUUACAAGUCUUCUUUGUAAUUCAACCAUGCCCUUCCAAAACCAAUUGAACGAUAACCUACUUAGAAUGGCUAAUUCCCAGAUGGUAAACGGACUUACUGGUGCUAUCAGCAGUCAGUUCCCACCUUCAAAUCCUUUAGCUUCCAGCAGCCUUGAAAGUCCAGCAACUCCUCAAUUUCAACCAAAUUUCAAGCAUGGCCGCCACAGGAGUUAUACUAGUAAUGAAUAUCAUGACAGUAAACAAACUGGUGUUGAAAUUCUUACACCCGACAGUUUAAUGCCUGGUCUAGUGCCGGCCUCACCAGACCACUGCAGCAAGCUAAUUAGCCAAAAGGGUGAUGCAAUAAUGGCAUCAAACCCUUCCUCAGCCACAACUACUGCAACUCCCUUUGAAGCAGCUGCUGCAGAUUGGACCAAUGACCUUAUUGAUGAUGCUGCACACUCUUACUGGAGAGACAUUAUUGACCAAGCAUCCUCCCCUUCCUGGCCUAUCUCAUCAUAGAGAAUGUAAAUUUUGGUCAAAUAUAUCCAGAGAUGAAUAAUUUUUACAAAAGAAGAUUUUUAAAUUAGUGUAAUCUGAGUUUUACAUCCGGACAAAUAUAGUUGCUAUCAUACAGAUGGAAGAAGACUCUUGUAUAAAAGCUAUGCCACUUCAUUCCGGCCUCUGUGUUGUACUAUCUAUCUGGUUGCAGAUUUCAAUAUUGUUGAGAUUAGCAUUUUUCUGUUA
Molecule: messenger RNA, 1570 nt
Organism: Chenopodium quinoa (quinoa)
Lineage: Eukaryota; Viridiplantae; Streptophyta; Magnoliopsida; Caryophyllales; Amaranthaceae
Product: transcription factor MYB39-like
Exons: 4
Coding region: 230-1345 (371 amino acids)
Source: RefSeq, a predicted model, not a curated record